UAUCCCAAACAGCUCUAUUCAAGUUUAUGAAUGAUUUAACACUUAAAGGUGGCAGGACUUAAUGCAAAUGAACGAAGAGGAAACUGUCAGCUGCAUUGUGGUUCAACCAAUAGAAGCACAGCUCCAUCUUGGAUGUGCACCGGACUGCAUUACAAACAGACGAUACCAUCGCUUCAACAGCAGCCUUCAGACGAGAGGUCACCUGUCCUCGAAGUUUAAAGGACUGGAAAUAGAAAUACACUGAGCCAACAAGAUUCAAAAGAACAAUACAAGAAGUAGAAUCCCUAAGAAUGGCCUCCCUGAGCUCCAGCCUCUGGAAUGAAACCACUACAUCUGUUUAUCAGUACCUUGGUUUUCAAGUUCAAAAAAUUUACCCUUUUCAUGAUAACUGGAACACUGCCUGCUUUGUCAUUCUGCUUUUAUUUAUAUUUACAGUGGCAUCUUUAGUGGUGUUGGCUUUCCUGUAUGAAGUGCUUGACUGUUGCUGCUGUGUAAAAAACAAAACUGUGAAAGACGUGAAAAGUGAACCUAACCCUCUUAGAAGCAUGAUGGACAACAUCAGAAAACGUGAAAUUGAAGUGGUCUAGCACUCUACCUAAAACGAACAAAAAUCUCUGAAAACAGCCUUCAACUACUGAGAAAAAAAGGAUAAUUUUCUGAGGCCAACUGUGAUUAUGAAAAUUGACUCUGAAUGAUUAAAAGAUUUC
Molecule: messenger RNA, 707 nt
Organism: Callorhinus ursinus (northern fur seal)
Lineage: Eukaryota; Metazoa; Chordata; Mammalia; Carnivora; Otariidae
Gene: SMIM18
Product: small integral membrane protein 18
Source: RefSeq, a predicted model, not a curated record